This is a messenger RNA of Blepharisma stoltei, 2342 nucleotides long. The record is from the annotation of a GenBank genome assembly. Lineage: Eukaryota; Ciliophora; Heterotrichea; Heterotrichida; Blepharismidae.
AUGCAUUAUGAGCUCGUCAAAAAAAUUGAUAUAAAUCGCUCCGAAAGUAGAUUAGCUUGGAGUAUAAUUAUUGAGAAAUCUAAUUGGAAACCAACAAAAAGGCAUGAUAAGCAGAAAGCUCACGGAGGAUGAUUUUUUAGGCAAAAUAGUGAUUUUUUCAAUGGUUUUGUUCGGGGAGUAAAAAAUUUCUCACUCCCCUCCCCUCCGUGAGUGAACAAAAAAUUUUGUUCACCACGGAGGGGGGUUAAUUUUUUUUUUUAAAAAAUUUAUAUAUAAAUUUUUAUAAAAAAUAUUUUUUUUUCGAAAUUUAAAAAAAUCCUAAUUGACAAAAAUUGGAAAGCAAAUAUUAAUUUAAUUUAUAAAAUUCAUGUUUUAAAAAAGCAAUUCGUUUAAAAUUAAACAGAAUUAGCUCUAGAUUUCAUUAUACUAAUUAUCAUUUAUAUAUCAAUUUUUUUUCCAUAAAAAAUUUUUCUAUUAAAAAAAAUUUUUUGUUCACUCACGAGGGUGGGUUUUUGGGCAAAAAAUAGGGAUUUUUCUAAUGGUUUUGUUCACUCACGGAGGGGGGGAGUCAGUAUAUUCAAAGUAAAGCAUUAUAUAUUUUUGAUCUAUGUUUUAGUUAUAAUAAAAAGGUAUGUCGCAGCAUAGAUGAAUUGGCCACCAGAAGAAGAAGUCAAAGCUGACCCAUUCAUUCCUCCUCCACAAGGCGAGCCCCGUAGACGAUUCCGAGAUAAUGACGAAAACCAAAAUCGUCCUCGUUUCCCUCGCAACCAAGAUGGAAAAUCUCACGUAAUUCGCCCAAGUCUAGCAGGUGGCUUAUUAACCUUUAAACAAUUCAUGGAAAUGCAGCACGAGCACAUCCCACCUCAUGAGGCCCAACAAAUUUACGACGAAUAUAAAUCUAAAUACGAGCGCAAGCAUUUAGAGAUUUUCUUUAGUGAGCAUAACAAUGAGCAUUGGUUCAUUGAAAAAUAUGACCCAAUUUUCUCACAAAAAUGGCAAGAGGAGAGGCAUUUGGACGCGAAGGUCUCACACACAGCUUUUAUUGAGCUUACAAAGCACAAUGGGUUCUCAGGCCUGCGAUUAAAAAUACAGGACAAGCCAGUCGAAAAAAUUUCAGGGCCGCCUUAUUAUGGAUUUGAUCCAAAUUCGAUGACGCUGUUUUUGAAAAAUAUCCCAGUUAAUAUAUCAAGAUGAGAUGUACUGAACGUCGUUAAAACUUCUCCGGGGUUCGUUUCUUUAUCAAUGUCAGAGCCAUUGAAAACUCAAGGGUUUUCAAGAUUCGCAUGGGUCCUUUAUGAUACUGAAGACCAUUGUAAUGAAAGCUUGGAACUUCUGACUGGAAGAGUUGUGACUCCUGAUUUUAAACUUUCACCUGUAAAGUCCCAAAGUGUGUCUAGGAAAGAAUUGCGCCUUCAAGCUCCACAGCAUCCAAAUUCGAUUGAAUUAGACUGGAAACAGAGCUCAAGAUUAAUUUCGUUUAUUGAUAGAGAAAAAGGAAUCAUGGAAAACCAGCUUUUAAUUUCUGAAGAAAUGUUUGCAACGCUAUCAGAAGAAGAAAAAGAAAUGCAAUUAGAUUUACAGCUGCUCUAUUUAAGAAGAGUUCAUGCAUAUUGCUAUUAUUGCCAAGAAGAGUAUGAAGAUGAAAGAAUGCUCGCUGCAAAAUGCGGCCCAGCUCACAUAAGGACUAAUUAUGAUGAAUCUGCAGCCCGCCCUAUAGAGUUCGACCAGAAGAUUGAAGAAAGAAUUUUAAAAAAAAAUCCUGUGAAAAAGUACGAUAAAGAUGUAAAAAUUAUAUAGAACGACCCCGAACUGCAAAAAAAUGAUAUAUCUCCUUUGUUUAAGUUGUAAAACAGUCUUAUUUUAUUAAAAUUUUAUAUUAAAAUAUUUUAUAUUUAGCAAUGAGAAUCUAUUUAUAGCAAGAGUUGAUAAUGGAAUUCGAAAACAAAAACACAACUGAAGAAGAAGAAAAAAAAGUAAGAUGCAAUCUAUGCAAAAAAUUAUUCAGAAGCAGCGAAUUUGUAAAAAAGCAUUUGAAGACGAAACACUUGGAGGAUUAUCAAUUGGUUGUGAAGGAAAGAAUUAAAGCUAUUACUCUUGAAAAUUAUUUAGCGGAUCCUGAUAAGUUACAAAAUCAAAUACAGUUUGCUGGAGAAAGAUACAGAGGAAGAGGAAGAGGAGAAAGAAGUGAUAGGGGAGAGCAUAGAGAAAGAAGCGAUGCAGGGGAUAGGGAAAUGAAUUUUCCAAGAAAAAGGCCAGCGCCUGAUGAACCUUAUGAAGAUCUAGAUGAUCCUACAAAGCAUCAUAAAGGAAAAAGAAAUGUUGUGGAUUACAGCGAUAUUUAA